Messenger RNA from Canariomyces notabilis, 2240 nucleotides. RefSeq names its product membrane protein-like protein. The coding region runs from base 183 to 1886 and encodes 567 amino acids. The transcript has 7 exons. Gene Ontology annotation, biological process: retrograde transport, endosome to Golgi. The record is from RefSeq and is a predicted model, not a curated record. Gene Ontology annotation, cellular component: Golgi apparatus; membrane. Lineage: Eukaryota; Fungi; Ascomycota; Sordariomycetes; Sordariales; Chaetomiaceae.
UAACAUACCCGGCGUCGUCAGCCAUAGCCCCUGCCAAAGGCGGAUCCAUGCCGCGUUCAACCCUUUGAAUUUUCUCAUGGUGGAUCACCUUCUCGGCUACGUCGCCUGAACCGAUCCCUAACACACGAUCCUGCGCCGAGAUCCAAAGAUCGAGACAGCGAGCCGCAACAUCACAGCCCACCAUGCGGCGUUGGGCCUACGCUUUAGCCCUGCUGGUGCUAUCCGUAUGGACAGCAAAAGCGUUAGAAGUUGCAUUGGACGAUACAGAGGACAACCGGCAAAGAUGUUAUGGCAUGUAUAGCAAGAGCUCCUGGGGCGGGCCCGUCGACCCCUUUAUCCUCGUCAAGUUCACCGACGUCGGCAAGGAUCAGGGAGACGACCCCGUCGUGAGCCUCCUCAUAUUCGACUGGAUGGACGAGGACUACAUCGGCGUUGUGCCUGAGGGGAGGACCACGAAAGUCGGCGUGUGCGAGCAGACGUGGGUCGACGCCGGGCUCUGCGACCAGGCCGACAUUGGCAAAUUCAUCCUGGCACCGAACGCUACCGAGGAGUCGGUAAACCUCAUCUUGACCAAGGCCGUUCACCUGAAAGACUCGGCCCCGGUCAAGUAUUCUAUCAACAAGACUGGGUACUUUUGCGUCGUCACAGAUAAGUUCACCGCAACUAAGUACCAGGCCGUCGUCGAGUUUCGAAACGCCUAUGGCGAGCUUUCGGCCGCCCAGAUCCCGAAGCUGCCGUUUUAUGGAGGGAUAACCAUUGCCUACGCUUUGCUGCUGGUGUUCUGGGGCUUCCUCUAUUUCCAGUAUCGAUCCGACAUCUUGCCUGUGCAGAACUACAUAACGGCAAUCCUCAUUGUUCUGUUGAUUGAGAUGGUGAUGACCUGGGGCUACUACGACCACCUCAACCGGAACGGUUCAACCAUUGGCUCCAAGGUUUUGCUCGUGGUGGUUGCCACACUCAACGCAGCGCGCAACUCAUUCUCCUUCUUCCUGCUCCUGAUCGUCUGCAUGGGCUACGGCGUGGUCAAGCCCACGCUCGGCCGCACCAUGAUCUACGUCCGGUGGCUCGCCAUCGCCCACUUUGUGUUUGGCAUCGCCUACGCCAUCACCAAUUUUGUCAUCACCCCUGAAAACGCGAGCAUCCUCGUCCUCCUCGUUGUCCUACCCCUGGCGGCAACACUAACCGCGUUCUACGUCUGGACCCUCAACUCGCUGAACUUCACGCUCAAGGACCUGCGCGAGCGCAAGCAGCACGUCAAGGAGGCCAUGUACCGCCGGCUGUGGUGGUGCAUCCUGCUCUCCAUCCUCGUCAUCUUUGGCUUCUUCGUCUUCAACUCGUUCUCGUUCGCCUCGGCCCGCGACCCGGACUACGUGCCCUUCCACUGGAAGACGCGCUGGUUCCUGUUUGACGGCUGGCCCAACGUCGUUUAUUUUGCCGACGUGGCCUUUAUUGCCUACGUGUGGCGCCCGACGCCCAACAACCGCCGCUUCGCCAUGAGUGACGAGAUCGCCCAGGAGGACGACGGCACGUUUGAGAUUGCUAAUUUGGAUAUUGGGAACCCGGAUGAGUCGGAUGAUGAUGAUGGUCAUGGUGAUGAAGAGGCGAGGGUGGAAACUGCAAAGGCGCAGCAGCAACAGAAUCAGAGCCAGAACCAGGCUGGCCUCGCCGCGCCCCCGCACGCGGCGCAGUCUGCCGGUCAGGCUUCCUCUUCUUCUUCUGCUGCUUCUGCUGCUGCUGCUGCGUCAAGAAGGAAAACUAGCCCGCCGCUGCCGAGGGAGUCGCUGGAUGGCGAGACCAUCUUCGCCGUGGGCGAGGACGGGGAAGACAAGUUCUCAGACGAUGACGAGAGCGGGGAGGAAUCUGGACUUGUACGGGGCAAGAAAUAGACUUUGCGGCGGGCUGGAAGGAAAGGGAUUCAUUAUCUACGCGGUAUGAUUUGUUUGUCGAGGGGCUAAGUACGGGCUUUCAAAAGGCGCCGAUUGCUUCCUUGCCGGCUGUAGAUUUGUUGGUUGUUGUUGCAUGUACUACUUACCAUAUUCGGUAAAGGACGGCGUCUUUGGAUGGGAUCUGAUAUCAAUUCGCUCUGGCUUCUCGGUUCAAGGUUUUGGUCGCUGCUGUCCUGAUAUCGGUGAUGCUGCAUUUGAUCAUGUUGAUGUCCGACGUACACUGCUGUAUAGAGUAGAGACAAGUGGUUCAUUGCACAACGGUAUUCUAUACAAGGCGCACCAUAUACGCAAUCA